Messenger RNA from Eimeria mitis, 993 nucleotides. Its product is annotated as SAG family member. Lineage: Eukaryota; Apicomplexa; Conoidasida; Eucoccidiorida; Eimeriidae. The record is from RefSeq and is a predicted model, not a curated record. The transcript has 7 exons. The coding region runs from base 1 to 993 and encodes 330 amino acids.
AUGGCUUCUUUCAGGGGGAAGACGACAGUGGAGCGUUUGUCAUUUCAGCCACACGGUCAUCUGCUGCCGGGCGGAUACCCUGCAGUGUUCAAGGAAGAUGAAGCACCCUACACUAACCAGAAUGCUGUAGCGCUUGUCAGCUUAUUGAGUGAGGACCCGGAGAUUAUUUACUGCGGCACUCCAACCGGCUGUGAGCCGGGAAGCCUUGUAUGCUAUAUCAAGCCCGCUGGCAUAACUCAAGGGACGCAUCCUGUGACUCUCCAGAUGUGGCACAAGCUUGAGGCAAGCGUAGGUGUGAAGCCCAAGCUGGAGGCUCACGGUGAUGGCCAAAAAGAGUACUUGGAUGCCGUCAAUGCUGUGCGUACUGCCGAGGGGCUCGGCCUUACCGAAUUCACUGCUCCAGUGGACACGGAGACCAGGAAAAGGAGAAAUGCGCUUAGCAGUGCCAAAGCUUAUGAGCAGGCGUUGUAUAACCUGAAAUGCGAAGAUAUAGAGGAUUCAACAAUCCAUCCAAAUGUUGCUAAGGGAUACACUCUCAUCUACGCCAUUAAAGCAGGGGAAGUCCCCCCAACAGCGAAAGAAGCAGUCGAAUUCUGGGAGAGCGGAUUCACUAAGCUUGGCACCGAGGUCCCGCCGGCUUUUACUAUAAAACAGCCCAAGCGCACUGACGAAAUUGACGGCACAAUUUACUACGACAAUGCAGUGGCGGGUUUCGCUUCUAUGAUGGUUGAUGGCACCCGCGAGAUGAGGUGCUAUAACGCUACGGGCUGUGACAAUGCAGCUGUUAUCUGCUUCCUUUCAGAGGAAACCUUAGUGGAAAAUGACCAACCCAUCAGCGCAGAUACAUGGAAUAAGAUUUUGGCUCUCAAGAACGGAGAAGGUGACGAGAGUGAUGACAAGGAGGCUGAACUUACAAAACGCGGUAUGGGACUGCCACACGUCCACAGCAGCGUAAAAUUUCUGAGACGAUGGCAGGUGCUGCCUGGCUGUUGA